UUAUAAAUUGUGGCCCGCUCGCUCUAGUACUCAACAAUGAACAAUGUGUAGGGGUACUAAAUACAAAUUGGUCGUAUAUAUGUAUAACAUACAGGAAAGAGCCGAGUUUAGAGAAGAAGUAGAUCAAAUCGAAUCAUAAUUUGGAGUUUCACUUGAAAAUCAAAAAAAUGAUAAAAGCGGUGAUAGUGAUGAACACUCAGGGAAAACCUCGCCUCACAAAAUUCUACGAUUCUAAGCCUCCAGAUAAACAGCAGGAGCUGAUUCGUACUCUCUACUCAGUAUUGUGCAACAGGCCUGAUAAUGUCAGCAAUUUCGUCAAUGUUGAUUCCAUUUUUGGUCCGGAUUCUCGACUUGUAUACAAGCAUUAUGCAACCCUUUACUUUGUAUUCGUGUAUGACAGUGCUGAAAAUGAGCUAGCAAUGCUAGAUUUAAUACAAGUUUUUGUUGAAACUUUGGACAAAUGCUUCAAGAAUGUCUGUGAGCUUGACAUAGUGUUCAAUUAUGGCAAGCUUCAUACUAUUGUAGAUGAGAUUAUUUUUGGAGGCCAAGUAUUAGAAACUAACUCUGCAGAGGUUAUCCGGGCUGUUGAAGAAAUUUCAAGGUUAGAAGCAUCUUCUACCACCAACAGUUUUGUCCCAAAGUCAGUUUCUACCUGGCGGAGGUGAAAGUGUGAGCUUUUGAUGAUUGAGCAAAUCUACUUUAUUCAAUGUCCAAGUUAUAACUAAUGUGGCCUCUUCGCCAGUGGACUCUCUCUUCGAGAUGUGGUUUAACAAGUGCUUAAUAGUGUUAUUACUUGUUUUAAUUUGUGGUUGUAUUGUAUAGAAACUAUGCUACGAGCUUAAAUUAGCUAUUGCAAGAGAGUACAUUAUACGAGUAAAAUGAAUUACAUUCCUAAAGUUUAAGGUAAAUGUAAAAUACAUGAAAAUACUCUCAUUUGUACAACGUUGAAAUGGUGCCAAUGUGCCAUGAACGGGAAAAUUAGAAUAUAAUCCAGGUUAAAUCAUAGAA
This is a messenger RNA of Chenopodium quinoa (quinoa), 1008 nucleotides long. RefSeq names its product AP-3 complex subunit sigma-like. The record is from RefSeq and is a predicted model, not a curated record. Gene Ontology annotation, cellular component: intracellular membrane-bounded organelle; AP-3 adaptor complex; membrane coat. The transcript has 7 exons. Bases 168 to 665 code for a protein of 165 amino acids. Gene Ontology annotation, biological process: Golgi to vacuole transport; intracellular protein transport. NCBI's taxonomy places the organism in Eukaryota, Viridiplantae, Streptophyta, Magnoliopsida, Caryophyllales, Amaranthaceae.